Molecule: messenger RNA, 5178 nt
Organism: Homo sapiens (human)
Lineage: Eukaryota; Metazoa; Chordata; Mammalia; Primates; Hominidae
Gene: ERO1A
Product: endoplasmic reticulum oxidoreductase 1 alpha
Exons: 17
Coding region: 78-1523 (481 amino acids)
Biological process (GO): response to endoplasmic reticulum stress; intrinsic apoptotic signaling pathway in response to endoplasmic reticulum stress; release of sequestered calcium ion into cytosol
Cellular component (GO): Golgi lumen; endoplasmic reticulum membrane; extracellular region
Molecular function (GO): oxidoreductase activity; FAD binding; flavin-dependent sulfhydryl oxidase activity
Source: RefSeq, marked validated
AUCUGAGGGCGCACGGCCCGCGACCGAGCGUGCGGACUGGCCUCCCAAGCGUGGGGCGACAAGCUGCCGGAGCUGCAAUGGGCCGCGGCUGGGGAUUCUUGUUUGGCCUCCUGGGCGCCGUGUGGCUGCUCAGCUCGGGCCACGGAGAGGAGCAGCCCCCGGAGACAGCGGCACAGAGGUGCUUCUGCCAGGUUAGUGGUUACUUGGAUGAUUGUACCUGUGAUGUUGAAACCAUUGAUAGAUUUAAUAACUACAGGCUUUUCCCAAGACUACAAAAACUUCUUGAAAGUGACUACUUUAGGUAUUACAAGGUAAACCUGAAGAGGCCGUGUCCUUUCUGGAAUGACAUCAGCCAGUGUGGAAGAAGGGACUGUGCUGUCAAACCAUGUCAAUCUGAUGAAGUUCCUGAUGGAAUUAAAUCUGCGAGCUACAAGUAUUCUGAAGAAGCCAAUAAUCUCAUUGAAGAAUGUGAACAAGCUGAACGACUUGGAGCAGUGGAUGAAUCUCUGAGUGAGGAAACACAGAAGGCUGUUCUUCAGUGGACCAAGCAUGAUGAUUCUUCAGAUAACUUCUGUGAAGCUGAUGAUUGGAUCUGCUGGUGGUCAUCUAAGAAGAAAGUAUUUGACAUUCAGUCCCCUGAAGCUGAAUAUGUAGAUUUGCUUCUUAAUCCUGAGCGCUACACUGGUUACAAGGGACCAGAUGCUUGGAAAAUAUGGAAUGUCAUCUACGAAGAAAACUGUUUUAAGCCACAGACAAUUAAAAGACCUUUAAAUCCUUUGGCUUCUGGUCAAGGGACAAGUGAAGAGAACACUUUUUACAGUUGGCUAGAAGGUCUCUGUGUAGAAAAAAGAGCAUUCUACAGACUUAUAUCUGGCCUACAUGCAAGCAUUAAUGUGCAUUUGAGUGCAAGAUAUCUUUUACAAGAGACCUGGUUAGAAAAGAAAUGGGGACACAACAUUACAGAAUUUCAACAGCGAUUUGAUGGAAUUUUGACUGAAGGAGAAGGUCCAAGAAGGCUUAAGAACUUGUAUUUUCUCUACUUAAUAGAACUAAGGGCUUUAUCCAAAGUGUUACCAUUCUUCGAGCGCCCAGAUUUUCAACUCUUUACUGGAAAUAAAAUUCAGGAUGAGGAAAACAAAAUGUUACUUCUGGAAAUACUUCAUGAAAUCAAGUCAUUUCCUUUGCAUUUUGAUGAGAAUUCAUUUUUUGCUGGGGAUAAAAAAGAAGCACACAAACUAAAGGAGGACUUUCGACUGCAUUUUAGAAAUAUUUCAAGAAUUAUGGAUUGUGUUGGUUGUUUUAAAUGUCGUCUGUGGGGAAAGCUUCAGACUCAGGGUUUGGGCACUGCUCUGAAGAUCUUAUUUUCUGAGAAAUUGAUAGCAAAUAUGCCAGAAAGUGGACCUAGUUAUGAAUUCCAUCUAACCAGACAAGAAAUAGUAUCAUUAUUCAACGCAUUUGGAAGAAUUUCUACAAGUGUGAAAGAAUUAGAAAACUUCAGGAACUUGUUACAGAAUAUUCAUUAAAGAAAACAAGCUGAUAUGUGCCUGUUUCUGGACAAUGGAGGCGAAAGAGUGGAAUUUCAUUCAAAGGCAUAAUAGCAAUGACAGUCUUAAGCCAAACAUUUUAUAUAAAGUUGCUUUUGUAAAGGAGAAUUAUAUUGUUUUAAGUAAACACAUUUUUAAAAAUUGUGUUAAGUCUAUGUAUAAUACUACUGUGAGUAAAAGUAAUACUUUAAUAAUGUGGUACAAAUUUUAAAGUUUAAUAUUGAAUAAAAGGAGGAUUAUCAAAUUCAUAUAUGAUAAAAGUGAAUGUUCUAAGUCUCUCAAACUAGCGUUUUAUGUAAUAAUAUGUAAUAUAAAUAAAACUAUGGUAAAUGUGACAAGCAUUUAAUAGGAAAAUGCUAAGGAGGCCUCAUAAAUGACCCAUAAUUACCAACGUAGAAUUUUUCAGUACAUUUAGGGUUGCUGGAUUUAGCAAAUAAAAAUAAAGAUUGCCCAGUUAGAUUUGAAUUUCAGAUAAACAAUUAGUUUUUUAAUAUUUUACAUGGAAUAUUUGGAAAAUACUUAUACUAAAAAAUUAUUUGUUUGAAAUUCAAAUUUAACUGGGAGUCUUGUAUUUUAUCUGGCAAUCCUAAAAUACAUUGGUAUGAAACAAAUCACUUUUAGAAGUAUAUUGCUAUUUUGAUUGGGUUGUUUUUGUGUGUAGAAACGUACAAUAACAACUCAAAGGCACAGGAGAUUUCUAAACAUUGUGAAAAGUUGAAUAGAUUAUAUAUUUAUUCUCAUAAUACUUUCACUAAUACUAAAUAAAAUUUGGGGAACACUUUUUAUUUUUAUAUAAUUUCCAAUUUACAGAAAAGUUUCAAAAAUAGUACAAAGAGCUCUCUUACCCAGAUUCACUAAUUGUUCAUACGUGCUUUAUCUUUCAUGCUUUCUCUGUACACACACACACACACACAAAUUUUUCCUCAAUCAUUUGAAAGUCAGUUAUAGGCAUCAUGCCCCUUAAACCCUAAAUACUUCAGUGUGUAAUACUGAAUAAUUACUAAAAAUGAUUUUCUCAGAAAAAAAAACUCCCACAAUUCUGGAACUAUAAUACUGUAAGCCUUAGAAUAAAUAAUACUUUCAAGUUCCAAUCUAAAGUUCUUUUUGAGUUUUGUUGCCCGUUUUAUGCUUGAUGUGUAUAGUAAUAGGGUAGGCUAUUUAUUUUAUUAAAAUUUUUUUUAGAGACAAGGUUUUGCUGUGUUGCCCAAGCUGGAACUUGAACGACUGGGCUGAAGUGAUCUUCCCACCUCAGCCUCCCAAGUAGCUGGGAAUACAGGUGUCUGCCACCAUACCCAGUUUCAUUUUUGUUUUUUAUACCCGAAGUUCAUUUCCUUUGUCUCCCUAAAACUGAACUGUAAUUUUGGGAGGUUUUCAUUAGUGGAAGCUCUUCAUUUAUAAAGCUAUUUGAAGGGGUUUAGGAAUUUAUAUCACAUGGUAAUUGUAGAGAAAAAGAAGCUAUAUACCUCAAAAUCGUGCCCUCUUUACAUAUGUCUUAUCAGGUAUAACAUGUUGAAAUGUCACAUUAGUAGUAAAGUGGGGUUUAUUUAUAUAGUGGUUAAGAAAUGUCAGUUUACACUGCUGUAUACUUCUUCUUCUGUGUCCCUAAGGCCUGGUACAGUGCCAAGCACAUACUUGGUAUCCAAUAAAUAUUUGUUGGAUGAAUGUAUGCAUAUGUAUUCAGUAUAUUUUAAAUGAAUAAUCACAGAAGUAAGUUUAAUAAUUUGUCCUAUUUUUCUCUGUCACUUCCUUUUUCUCUAAGGCAGGAAAGGAAAGACAUUAAACCAUUAAUUAAGUCAAUCCUCUUGGAGACUCAAAAGACUAUGAAGUGAUCACUCUAUAUAAAAUAUAAAUACAGUGUGGGUUCAAAUGGCCAUUUUUUGUGUGUCCCUCUCUCUCAUCUUAUGCUUCCCUUCCUUUUUUUAUUUUUAUUUUUUGGAGACGGAGUCUUGCUGUGUCGCCCAGGUUGGAGUGCAGUGGCGUGAUCUUAGCUCACUGCAAGCUCUGCCUUCCAGGUUCACGCCAUUCUUCUGCCUCAGCCCCCUGAGUAGCUGGGACUACAGGCGCCCGCCACCACGCCCGGCUAAUUUUUUUUUUUUUUUUUUUGUAUUUUUAGUAGAGGCAGUGUUUCACCGUGUUAGCCAGGAUGGUCUUGAUCUCCUGACCUCGUGAUCCACCCACCUCGACCUCCCAAAGUGCUGGGAUUACAGGCGUGAGCCACCACGCCCGGCCUCUUUUUUUUUUAGCUGCCAAUCUUUUUGAAGGAAUAUUCUUACCUCUACUUUGUCACCUUCUACUGGCUCCUUAACUAAAAUCUGCCAUUUGGCUCUCUGGUUAACAGUCCCUUCCUGUAAAGUCUAAAAUCUUAAUUCUAAAUCCACAGUUUAAUUCACAAGCUAGUACUUGACUUUUUUUCUGUAUUUGACAUUUUUGACAACCCCUACUUUAAAGAUUUAUUCCCUUGACUUCUUACAUUUUGCUCACUCCUGAACCACCCCCCACCUUUUGGCCUCUUCAUUUAUUCCUUAAAUGUUAUUCCUCAGACCUCCAUUUUUUUUUUCUCUCUUAAUCACAACACCACUUCUCACGCUUGGGUAAUUUUAAUUCAGCAGUUCCUAAAUCCUUAUCUUUAGCCAGACUCCUCAAUCCAUCUGCCUGUUGCACUUUUCUUGGUUGUCCCAGAGACACCUGUGUGUGUCUUAAAACAUUCAUUCUCUGCAAAACCUACUCUAAUGCCUGUGUCCCUUACUUUGGUUAAUUUUAGAACCAUUAUAUUCUAAGUUUUCUAGGCUCAUUCCUCUCCUCCACCUUCCCCUAUCAUUUAGUGUCUAAGUUUUACUGAUUUUAUCUCCACCUCUCUGAUACAUCACUCUUUCAUCUUCAUUGCUAUUAUUAAUAAAUACCUACAGUACUAACCUGCCUCCUAUACCUAGCUGGUCUCCUCUCUGUUGCUCAAUGUUACCACAGCAGGCUUUCUAGAAGCACUCUGACAGUGUUACUCCCUAAUAUCCUUCAGUGACUUCAGGAACUUUCAGGAGAAAGCCAAACUCCUCUGUUUGGUGUACAAGGUCUUCUGAUGUGUUUCCUCCACCGAAUGUUCUGGUGAAACAGACUUACACUUCUUCAGAAGCCACAUUUGGCCAGGCCUCCCGCCUUGGUAAAUGCUGUACUCUUUGCAUCAAGUAUGCUAGUCAUCCUUCCCCACUUGGAAAAUUCCUAUGCAUCUUGCAGGCCUGACAUAAGCAUUUCCUCUGUGAAACCUCCUUUGCUCCACUCAAGGAGAGUCAUCUAACUUCCACUUUCGUGUCACCACUGUAAUUACAACCUACCUCUAUUGUAUGUCACUUAAAUCGUACUGUAUUGUUUUAUUUUUCAAAAGUCUUUACUAGAAUGUGAGCUCCUUAAGGGCAGGAAAAGGAACCUUUUUAUUUUUUGCAUCUCCAUAGCAUAGUUUUUGGCAUAUGAAUGUUUAAUAAAUGUUUGUUGAAUAAAUUGAUUUUAAAGUGACAUCUUUAUUAUAUUAGAGGUCCUACCUAUAUUCCAAAUACUUUCACUCCCUUCACUUUACAGCAAGGGUCAGUAGAGUCCCAAGGAUUUGUAGACUUUAGGGGGUCAAUAAAGCUGAAAUUGUAUUCAA